UUUAAAAUAAUAAUGGAAGGAAAACUUAAUACCAUCCGUUUAAUAUUCCCAAAGUCAACUCCAGAGGAGGCAAUCAAUGCACUUAAGGCCAACUCAUGGAACCUUGACCAAACAAUAGAUUAUUUAUUGACUACCACCGCAGUCAAUGAGAUUGAGAUGAAGGAGUCAUCAGCUGAGCUGGUCGAGCAACCAACUAUCACAACCACAACAAACACCAACACCGCCAAAGAUGAGGAGAAUGAGAGAAUACUCAAGGAGUUCUUGGUGCUGGAGAAGCAACUGGUCGAGAAAACUAAUCAACAGAUCGUUCCACAGCCUCAGAGUGUUGAGCCGGUUCCAAUGCCUGUCGAGGUGAUUGAGUUGCCCAAACCAUUGACUGCCCAGAAGAUUGAAGCUGCCGAGAUCACACCAGAGCCACAACGUGACCUCAACCUCCUCAAGCGUAUCGCCAACUCACUCAAGGCACUCGAGUUUGAGAUCAUCAAGAAGAGAACAUAUGAACCAGAGGAAGACCUGCCAGCUCCAAAGAUUGAGGAGGUGCCAGUGCCAGUACCAGUGCCAGUCAUCAAAGUCGAGGAAGUUGUCGAGAAAGUUGUAGUCGAGGAGGUGAUUGAGGAGAAGGACCCCAACAACAACAACAAUGAGGUGGAUGAGGAAGAGGAGACACUCAGCAAGAAGUUGUCACAUGACUUGGAACACACGAUCGAGCAGUUGGAGUCCAUGUUGAGCAACUCGUACGAAAAGUCUGAGAAGGUGCUCAAGACGAUAUUGGAGGAGAUCGAGAGCUGGAACAUCAAGGACAAUGUCAAGUCGCUGACCACAAGCAUCAAGAAUGAGUUGUCUGCCAUCCUGGACUCGCUCUCAUCGCUCAUUGCACCGGCCAAUCCAACAAUCAACGAGCAGCGUGACGACCUCGAGAGGAAGCUGCAAGAGCUCAAGGCUCACAAUGCCAGAUUGAUCGAGGAGAGAAAGAUUGCCAUCGAGAAGAUUCAACGCUAUGAGCACUCCAAGCAACUGGCCCAAGAGCAUGUA
Molecule: messenger RNA, 1032 nt
Organism: Acytostelium subglobosum LB1
Lineage: Eukaryota; Evosea; Eumycetozoa; Acytosteliales; Acytosteliaceae
Exons: 1
Source: RefSeq, a predicted model, not a curated record